Molecule: messenger RNA, 850 nt
Organism: Tripterygium wilfordii
Lineage: Eukaryota; Viridiplantae; Streptophyta; Magnoliopsida; Celastrales; Celastraceae
Product: 60S ribosome subunit biogenesis protein NIP7 homolog
Exons: 1
Coding region: 89-652 (187 amino acids)
Biological process (GO): ribosomal large subunit biogenesis; ribosome assembly
Cellular component (GO): preribosome, large subunit precursor; nucleus; nucleolus
Molecular function (GO): RNA binding
Source: RefSeq, a predicted model, not a curated record
UUUAGCAGUUGGCAAUUCUCUUCUUCACUGAAAUCCUGAAACCCUAGCACCCCAAAACCCUAUUUCAUAUAUCACAAAUCAGUCGACCAUGAGACCCCUCGAUGAAGCCGAAACGACUACAGUCUUCGAGAAGCUUAUGAAGUUCACCGGUAACAAUCUCAAAAACAUUGUAGAGAAUCCGUCGCACGAGGGGCCUGACCCGAAUCCUGGCCGCUACUGCUUCCGCCUCCACAAGAACCGCGUAUACUAUGUGAGCGAUUCUCUGGUCAAGCGAGCAACUAACGUAGCUCGAUCGAACCUCGUCUCGUUGGGCACCUGUAUUGGGAAAUUCACGCACGCAGGUAAGUUCCACCUUACAGUUCAGGCCCUCAAUUUAUUAGCUGACAAUGCUAAACACAAGAUUUGGUUGAAACCAAAAUCGGAGAUGUCGUUUUUGUAUGGGAAUCACGUGGUGAAGAAGGAAUUGGGGAGGAUCACUGAGAGUAUUGAGGCUGGUGAUGGAGUUGUAGUGUUUUCAAUGUCGGAUGUGCCCUUGGGGUUUGGUAUUGCGGCGAAAGGGACGCAGGAUUGUAGGAAGAUGGAGCCUAAUGGGAUUGUGGUGUUACAUCAAGGUGAUAUUGGGGAGUAUCUAAGGAUGGAGGAUGAGCUAUGAAGAGAAGUCCGGGGGGUUUGCAGGUUUUUUAGGGGAUUUUGAGAGUUUGAAUGGUAUUGUAUUGAGCCCCUACUAGGAAGAAGGGUUUUUUUUAUGGUUAAUUUUGUAUUGGAUUGAAGUUUUGUCUUGAAUAUUUUGAUAUGUUUAAACUGUUGGGAAUAUAGUUGUGAUAUGUUAAGAUGCAUGUUGUGACAACUA